Messenger RNA from Mercurialis annua (annual mercury), 516 nucleotides. RefSeq names its product acetyltransferase At1g77540-like. The transcript is spliced from 2 exons. The record is from RefSeq and is a predicted model, not a curated record. Bases 71 to 430 code for a protein of 119 amino acids. Lineage: Eukaryota; Viridiplantae; Streptophyta; Magnoliopsida; Malpighiales; Euphorbiaceae.
UAUCAUCUUCUUUUUAACACUCGAUCAUAAACCCAACAUAAAGCAAACAGGGUCCAGAGUCCGAAUAAAGAUGGCAGCAACACCACCAGCGCAACCGUCUGCAGCAGCGGAACCACCGAAGAUUGUGUGGAACGAAAGCGGAAAAAGAUUUGAAACAGAGGACAAGGAGGCAUACCUGGAAUACGUGGCUAGAAAUGAUGGGAAAGUGAUGGAUAUAAUUCAUACGUAUGUCCCUCGUUCAAAGAGAGGCUUAGGCUUGGCUUUUCACCUUUGUGUUGCAGCUUUUAAUCAUGCCAACUCUCAUUCCAUCUCUGUUAUCCCCACUUGCUCCUAUGUUUCUGAUACCUUUCUUCCACGGAAUCAAUCCUGGAAUUCUGUUGUGUAUUCAGAAGAUGUCAAAUCAAAUAUACGACCUGCUUCGGCCAUAUGAUAUGCUCAGACACAAGAAUCGCAGUACUGAGAUUUAUUCCAAUUCCAGCUUCUUUAAUAAAAUAAAUAUUCGCAAAAAAAAAAAAA